CGGAAGUUAUUGACUUUUCUCCCAAAACGCGUUCCAUUGAAAUUUUUCUUUGGAAAUGGCAAACAGGACAGUCAAAGAUGCCAACAGUAUACAUGGCACAAAUCCUCAGUAUCUUGUGGAAAAGAUUAUACGAACCCGUAUCUAUGAGUCUAAAUACUGGAAAGAGGAAUGUUUUGGACUUACGGCCGAGCUUGUUGUCGACAAGGCCAUGGAGUUGAAGUAUAUUGGUGGGGUAUAUGGUGGAAACAUCAAACCUGCUCCAUUCCUGUGCUUGACUCUCAAGAUGUUACAGAUCCAACCAGAGAAAGAUAUCAUCGUUGAGUUUAUUAAGAAUGAAGAUUUCAAGUAUGUUCGUCUGCUUGGUGCAUUGUACAUGCGCUUGACUGGCACCUCGGUUGAUUGCUAUAAAUACUUGGAGCCAUUAUACAAUGACUAUAGAAAAGUCAAAAUGCAGAACAGAAAUGGAGAGUUUGAACUGAUGCAUGUGGAUGAAUUUAUUGAUGAGCUGUUGCAUGCUGAGAGGGUCUGUGAUGUGAUCCUCCCUCGGCUUCAGAAAAGGCAGGUCUUGGAAGAGGCUGAACUGCUUGAUACACGGAUAUCUGCCCUGGAGGAAGAUCUGGAUGAAGUCGAGAGCAGUGAAGAGGAGGAUGAGGAAGAAGAAAAGCCCGAGAGAGUGCAGACUCCUGAACCACACAGACGGGGUUACCGUGACAACGAUCGGCCACGCCGCUCACCAUCUCCUCGCUACAGACGCAGCCGUUCACCCAGAAGGAGGAGCAGAUCUCCAAAACGACGGAGUCCUUCCCCGAGACGUGAUCGGGAACGUGAGCGUGAACGCCACCGCAGCAAAAGCCCACGGCGUCAUCGCAGUCGCUCCAGAGAGAGACGUCACCGCUCCAAAUCCCCAGGACAUCACAGGAGUCACCGGCAUCGCAGUCACUCAAAAUCUCCAGAAAGCAGAUCAAAGAGGAGUCACAAGAAGAGUAGAAGAGAUUGAUUUGUUUUUAUUUUUCCACCAAAACAAACUCAAAUUCUGGCUUUUUCUGCUUUUCAAUAUCAAAAUGUUAAAGUCUUCAGUUGUACAGUUUUUACCUGGAGAUAGUCUUGUUUGUUAUCUGUCCCAAAUCAUUUUGAAAUACAGUGUUUCGGAAGUAACACAUCACAUGCACAUUCAAAAAAGCCACCAAAUUUGGAAGACUAUAAAGAUUUGUACUUUUUUCUUUUUAAGGGGGAUUUUUUUUCUUGUUGGCUAUAAUGUGUGUGUGUGGGGGGAGGGGGAUGUUUUUUUUUAAUUGCCAUAUUGGAAAAAAAUGUUGUGGGCUCAUGCACAUUUCUAUCUGGAAGACAAACAUAAUUUAUACAUGCAUAUGUAGUAUGAUCGAUUAUCAGUCAGUGCUCAAACAAUAAAUCCAUUUAGAAGUUCAA
Molecule: messenger RNA, 1425 nt
Organism: Clupea harengus (Atlantic herring)
Lineage: Eukaryota; Metazoa; Chordata; Actinopteri; Clupeiformes; Clupeidae
Gene: prpf38a
Product: pre-mRNA processing factor 38A
Source: RefSeq, a predicted model, not a curated record